Molecule: messenger RNA, 975 nt
Organism: Jaculus jaculus (lesser Egyptian jerboa)
Lineage: Eukaryota; Metazoa; Chordata; Mammalia; Rodentia; Dipodidae
Product: melanoma-associated antigen 10-like
Exons: 1
Coding region: 1-975 (324 amino acids)
Biological process (GO): negative regulation of transcription by RNA polymerase II
Cellular component (GO): nucleus
Source: RefSeq, a predicted model, not a curated record
AUGUCUGGACCCCAGAAUUACACACCUUUGCAUGCUGAGGCAGAUCUUCAUUCCCAAAAUAGAAUACAGGGUGCCAUAGGUGGGCAGGAAUUCAUACAGGAUGAUGAUACCACAUCUGCUUCUGCCUUCUCUUCGUCAUCUUACUCCUCUUCCUUUGCACUCUCCUCUGCCAGUAGUGUGAGUCCUAGUGUCUCAGUGGAGAGAAUUGGUGCUACUGGGACCUCAAAUGUGAUUCCUCCCAGUGGUGGAUUCUCCUCCAGUUCCAUGAUCUCCAGGCCAUACAACCAGUCUGUUCAAGGGGAGAUGCAAACAAUCAAUUCACAGGCACCUCCAGUUGUUGCUCCCUGCAUCUGCAUUCAGAUAGAUGUAAAAGUAAAUGAGUUAGUGCAUUUCCUGCUGCACAAAUAUAGAAUUAGGGAGCUGAUCACCAAAGAAGAAAUGCUGCAUAAGGUCAUUAGAAAUUUUCCUGAGUACUACCCUCUGAUAUUCUAUACUGCAUCUCAAUACUUGCUGAUAACCUUUGGAACUGAGGUAAAGGAAGUAGAUUCCAAUGACAACUCCUAUUGUCUGGUCCCUGCCCUGGGUCUCACAUAUGAUGGGAUGCUGAGUGACAUGCAGGGCAUUCCUAAGACAGGGCUGCUGAUAUUGGUCCUGAGAAUAAUCUACAAGCAGGGCCAUCGUGCCUCUCAUGAAGUGGUCCAGAAUAUGCUGAUAUCCAUAGGGUUGUUUGGUGAUAGCUAUCAUUUACUUUACCCAAAUGCUUGGAAACUCAUUACUGAAGAUUUUGUGCAAGAAGGGUACCUCGUGUACAGGCACGUGCCCCACAGUUUUCCUGACCAGUUUGAGUUCUUGUGGGGGCCAAGGGCCCAUGCUGAAAUCAACCCCUUGACAUUCAUGAUACUUUCCAUGUAUAUCACAAAGGCUAUAAAAAGAUUCUACCCAUGUAAUCAUCUGAGGCUCUGGGCAUUGAUCUAG